CCCACGGUAAACAAACACGCGCAGUACAUAAACUACCGCGCGCACCUGCCUCCCCUCGACCUGCUCACCUGCCACAUCAGAACCAGUCCUCCCCCUCGCGGCGCGCGUGACAGGCGAGGCAGACCGAAGAUGGCAACGGCAGCCUCCGCCUCCGCCUCCCCCGCCGCUCUGCGCGCCAAAACCCCAGCCCCGGGCGCGCACCCCAGCCCGAAGUCCAGCCUCGCAUUCCCGUGGCCUUCCCCCGGCGCCUCCGCGUCCGCCUCCGCCGCUGCCUCCGGCAGGCUCCACGCCAGCCUCCACCUCGGCGGGGUCCGCGGCGUCGGCACCGCCAACGGCACCGGCCUCCACGUGCUGCACCCCGACGUCAAGCCGCUGGCCGUGCCCAAGAUGGCCGGCGGCGCGGGGGCGCAGAAGAGCAUCCUGCUCUACCACUGCGAGGAGAUGAGGGAUCUCGCCCAGCAGGUGGCCGCCCGGAACGACGACAUCGAGCUCUGCACCAUCUCCUGGAGGAAGUUUCCCGAUGGAUUUCCAGAUUUGUUCAUACCAAAUGCCCAGAACAUUCGUGGGCGACAUGUUGCCUUCUUAGCAUCAUUCAGCUCGCCUGGUGUCAUAUUUGAGCAAAUAUCGAUUAUAUAUAAUCUGCCAAAGCUGUUCAUUGCUUCAUUUACUUUGAUACUGCCAUUUUUCCCAACUGGGACUUCCGAGCGUAUGGAAGACGAAGGAGAUGUCGCAACCGCCUUUACACUUGCUAGAAGCUUGUCACACAUACCAAUAUCCAGAGGUGGACCCACCAGUUUAGUGAUUUUUGAUAUUCAUGCUUUGCAGGAGAGAUUCUACUUUGGAGAUGCAAUCUUACCAUGUUUCGAGAGUGGCAUCCCCUUGUUGAAAAGUAGGCUUCAGGAGCUACCUGAUUCUGAUAACAUAGCCAUAGCUUUUCCAGAUGAUGGCGCAUGGAAGCGCUUCUAUAAGCAACUCCAACAUUUUCCUAUGAUUAUAUGCAACAAAGUUAGAGAAGGUGAUCAAAGAAUUGUGCGUAUAAAAGAAGGAGAUGCUAGAGGCCGUCAUGUUGUUAUAGUGGAUGACUUGGUGCAGUCUGGUGGUACUUUGAUUGAAUGCCAGAAAGUGUUGGCUGCUCAUGGAGCAGCAAAGGUUAGUGCAUACGUAACACAUGGCAUUUUCCCCAACAAAUCAUGGGAGAAAUUUAAGCCUGAUAAUGGAGAGGGUCCGGAGCACGCCCUGAGCCACUUUUGGAUUACCGACUCGUGCCCUCUCACAGUUGAAGCGGUCAAGGACAGACGGCCGUUUGAAAUUCUCAGCCUGGCAGAUUCUAUUGCUUCUGCUCUUCAGAUUUAGCAAGCCGAUUUGGUCUGCUCGCUCGGCUGCAAUAUUGUUUAGUUCAUUCUUCUAGCACAUUGCUUCCCACCUUUUUUUUUUGCAGUAGUUUCUUUUGGCUGAGAUAUUGUGUAGUUCAUCUUUUAAUCUUCACCUCAGGGAAGUGUUCAAUGGAUUGUUGGGACCACAAAAACAUUUCUAGGAUAGUAUGCCUAAUAACUUGGCAGGACAAGCCAGGUGAGUCACAUGUUUGCUAUAUAAAUAAAAAUUCAAAUAAGUUUAUCUGGCUUC
Triticum urartu is the source of this 1623-nucleotide messenger RNA. RefSeq names its product ribose-phosphate pyrophosphokinase 3, chloroplastic. Gene Ontology annotation, biological process: purine nucleotide biosynthetic process; 5-phosphoribose 1-diphosphate biosynthetic process. NCBI's taxonomy places the organism in Eukaryota, Viridiplantae, Streptophyta, Magnoliopsida, Poales, Poaceae. Gene Ontology annotation, cellular component: cytoplasm; ribose phosphate diphosphokinase complex. The record is from RefSeq and is a predicted model, not a curated record. Gene Ontology annotation, molecular function: magnesium ion binding.